Molecule: messenger RNA, 2455 nt
Organism: Mya arenaria
Lineage: Eukaryota; Metazoa; Mollusca; Bivalvia; Myida; Myidae
Exons: 2
Coding region: 285-2075 (596 amino acids)
Biological process (GO): neuropeptide signaling pathway
Cellular component (GO): membrane
Molecular function (GO): G protein-coupled peptide receptor activity
Source: RefSeq, a predicted model, not a curated record
CUGUUUUCUCAGCGAUUGUGCGGAUAUUAGCGUGGAAUAUGCAACAUAGCGCUAAUCACUGCCAAACGGUAUUACUGUUAUUUCUAAUUGAAAGUGGUUAUACGAGUAUCGUUGUUUCUAAUAUAUGAGAUAACUGAUGAAGUCAGGUUAGUUAUGUUAACUGAUUGUUUAUUACUACCGUCAAAAUGGAGAAUACUGUUUAUUAAACAAAUAUCAACAACUUUCAAAGAGAUACCGAUAAGAGUUCGUGCGGAAUAAAAAUCAUUCUCCAAGACCUAUCAACAAUGACAUCAAAUAUCACAAACAAAUCUUCACUUGAGCUGCAGACUCCCGGGAGGAAUCUUUCUCGUUACGAUGGCAACAAUACCAUUAUCACAGAUGGCCCAUUCUUCGACCAAAUGAACAAGGAACAAAUGGAAAUAUUUAUUUACCCAUUUGUGCUCGUUAUAAUAUACAUGGUAGUUGGGUUUAUCGGAAAUUCUAUAGUUAUCUACAUUUUCACCGCGAAAUGGAAGCUUACCAAGACAACAGUAUUCAUCCUCACUCUCGCGGGAGUUGAUCUGAUGUCUUGCCUUAUAAACAUGCCGACAGAGGCAGCCAUUCUAUGGAAUCCAAUCAGUUUUGAUAACGAUAUUAUAUGCAAAAUAUCUCGCUUCACGACCUUCAUAGCGUCCGUGUCUUCGUCAUUUGUCUUAGUAGCAAUUUCAAUAGAUCGCUAUUUGAUGGUAUGUAGACCGUUUCUAGGGAGAGAGCUGGAUGUCAAAUACGCCAAAAAGACCUGCUUUGUGGCUGUUCUGUUAGGACUUGUGACCACUUGGCCUUCAUUGAUAUUCUAUGGCACGUUCACAUACCAUGAUAAAGUAGUAAAUUCUUACACAAAUGAAUUGGUUACUAUUGAAACGAAAACCUGCCUCAUAUCCAAUUUCUAUGUUGAAAAUUAUAAACUGCCCGCUGGGUUUUACUUCUUUCUGUUUGGUGGACAUGUUAUAAUGUUUGUAAUACUGACCAUGUUGUACCUGCUAAUUGGACGGAGUCUAUUCAUGUCAACGGAUGGUGGGAAAGUAACACAAGAAAAGCGCCACAGUUUGAAGUACUUUGGCUUAAGCAUAGUGUCAGCAUUUACUGGCACCGUGCCCAACAGCCCGAAUGACAAUCGAGACAAGUUGAGCUUCGGAGGUCGAGGAUCACGGGCAGUUUCAUUGGAAAAUAUCAACAGAAUUGAACCAGGCCCCCGACUACCAAGUCCUACCCAAAGGAGAAGCACAGAUACUUCAACGACUGUUUUAGUAAAUGACAAUACCACACCACAACCCAAAACUGGUAUGGAUCAAUUCACUAAAAAUGAUAAUGAUAUGAAUAGUAAGCAAACUAAGGAAGGUAAUCAGACACCAGAAACAAGAUCAAACGAUUGCCUUAUUAAGCUAGACAACGGGGAAGUUAAUAGCCACCUAGCGAACAAUAGGGACAGUAGUGGUACGAAUGUUAGCGUGUCGACUUCAGAUGACAGUAGAGAUACAAUUGCUAAUGAGGCUUCCUCAAAAAGAAUGUCUGCCAAGCUUAGAUUGGACAUGGACAAAGUCUUAAAAGGAAACCGUUUUAAUAAUAGUGCUAAUGGCCGAUUGACAUCGGGGUCAACUGCGAGCUCUCUCACUCUGACCCCAUUGUCAACUACGACACCAGAUAGUGUUAGAGCUAUUUUAUACAGGAGCCAGAGUGUGGAAAGUAGAGCACGGUUAAACCGAAUUAUCGCGGACGAAUUGAGGCACUCCGAGGUGAAAGAGUUCAGUUUGCGGAGUAAUACAUUAAUGAUGCGGAUGGUCACAAUUGCGUUUGUUAUCAGUUUCUUUCCAUAUUUAGUGAUCGUGACCCUCAGAUAUUCAAAUCCUGAUAUUCCAAACAAACUAGGCAUAGCGGAGCAAAUUGCUUAUCACGUGUUCUUAAGGACUUAUUUUAUAAAUUCCAUGAUUAACCCUUUUAUCUACGGGUUCAUGAAUAUGGAAUUUAGAGCGAAAUUGAAAGAACUGUUUUGUGCGUUUUGUACAAAGUACAGUUUUCGAUCUCCAGUGAAUAUGUGAUAAUUACCAUGAUGCUUCUAACUAUUCCAACAGUCUGUUAAGUUGGCAUGCUUCCUAAAUGCUAUGUCGAUAGGCUUGAUUUAUUGUAACAUACUUUUUAACGAGAGAGUAAUUACCGAAGCAGUUAAAUUGAAUGCCUCAUUGUGCAAAUGCAUCUUUGUGUUUGAUAGAAGUUUUGCAGAUUUUCAGAUGAAAAUAAACAACUGUAUUUAUGGGCGUGCGUUUAAUUAUCUAAUCAUUUUAUGACAUGAAACGCUUCUAUUCGUGAAUCACUAACAUUGUUCGCAUAUUGAAAGUGCUAUAUUUACUAAAUUGAAUCACAUGCGACUGUUUACCCUGUAUUGUGAUGCGUUGUUAGUUGCAUAAAAUAUUGAAAUCAU